AUGGCCAAGAAACUAUUGGGCAAGAAGGGUGAAAAGAAGGCUAUUAAAGCAAAUCGUCCAGCGAGGGCAGAUUGGAAAGAAGGCGUCAAAAAGAAGCAAGUGGGCGUCUCUGAUAUGACACUGCUCACCAAGAUUACAAACGAAGCCAUCAACGAAAACUUGCAAAAGAGAUGGCAAAACGCCGAGAUCUAUACAUAUAUUGGCCAUGUACUCAUCAGUGUCAAUCCUUUUCGAGAUUUGGGUAUCUACACAGACGAUGUGUUGGCUAGUUAUCGAGGAAAGAACUUGCUAGAGAUGCCCCCUCAUGUUUUUGCUAUUGCUGAAUCAUCUUACCACCAUAUGAACAGUUACAAGGAGAAUCAAUGUAUCAUUAUCAGUGGUGAAUCUGGUGCUGGUAAGACGGAAGCAGCCAAGAGAAUUAUGCAGUAUAUUGCUGCUGUUUCUGGUGAUGGCCAAAAUUCAUCCAUUAAGGAAAUCAAGGAAAUGGUCUUGGCAACAAAUCCCUUGCUGGAGAGUUUUGGUUGUGCAAAGACCCUUCGUAACGAUAACUCGAGUAGACACGGUAAAUACCUCGAAAUUCAAUUCAACACACAAGGUGAGCCUGUGGGUGCUGUCAUUACAAACUACCUGUUGGAAAAGACUCGUGUUGUUGGUCAAAUUGAAAACGAAAGAAACUUUCAUAUCUUUUAUCAAUUAACAAAAGCUGCACCCCCUGAAUAUCAACAAUCAUUUGGUCUUCAGGGCCCUGAAAGCUUCUUGUAUACGAGCAAGAGUGGCUGUUUGGAUGUGCCUGGUAUCAACGAUGUCAAUGAUUUUCAAGAGACGUUGAACGCCAUGGGUAUCAUUGGCUUGCAAAAGCAUGAACAAGACGAAAUCUUUAAAAUGCUGGCCAUCAUUCUUUGGCUCGGUAACAUUGUCUUUGUGGAGGAUGAUAGUGGCAACGCUGCUAUUUCAGAUGGAGAUGUGGCCAAUUUCAUUGCUUAUUUGAUGGAAGUGGAUGGUGAAUCAUUAUCAAAGGCACUCACCAGCCGUAUCAUGGAGACUCAGCGUGGCGGAAGAAGAGGCAGUGUAUACGAAGUGCCACUGAACGUUGUGCAAGCAACAUCCGUGCGAGACGCCCUUGCAAAAACUAUUUACGAGCGAUUAUUUGAAUGGAUUGUCACUCGUGUCAACGUCUCAUUACAAGCUCGCAGCGCUCAUCAAUACACGAUCGGUGUGCUGGAUAUCUAUGGUUUCGAGAUUUUCGAGGAGAACAGCUUUGAACAACUGUGUAUCAACUAUGUCAAUGAAAAGCUGCAGCAAAUCUUUAUCGAACUCACACUGAAAGCUGAACAGGAAGAAUACGUGCGUGAACAGAUUCAGUGGACGCCCAUCAAGUUUUUCAACAACAAGGUCGUGUGUGAUUUGAUUGAAGAGAAGCGUCCUCCUGGCUUGUUUGCUGCUCUGAAUGACGCCUGUGCUACUGCUCAUGCUGAUUCAAGUGCUGCUGAUAAUUCGUUUGUUCAACGUUUGGGCUUUUUGUCUUCUAACCCUCAUUUUGAAUCGAGAGGCUCCAAGUUUUUGAUCCGUCAUUAUGCUGGUGAUGUAUUGUACAAUGUGGAGGGUAUGACAGAUCGAAACAAGGAUUCCUUGCUCAAGGAUUUGUUAAAUUUGGCUACUGGAUCUUCCAACCAAUUCAUCUCCACCACCUUGUUCCCUGAACGCAUUGACCCCAACUCCAAGAAGAGACCUCCUACUGCUGGUGACAAGAUCAAGGCUUCUUGUAAUACGCUUGUGACAAAGUUGAUGCAAUGUCAUCCCAGUUAUAUCCGUACCAUCAAAUCCAAUGAUAACCGAAGUCCCUCUGAAUUUGACGAAAAGCGAGUAUUGCAUCAGAUUCAAUAUCUUGGUUUGUGUGAAAAUAUCAGAGUUCGUAGAGCUGGUUUUGCUUAUAGAACAACUUUUGACAAGUUUGUGGAGCGAUUCUAUCUAUUGUGCCCUACAACUGGUUACGCUGGUGAAUACAUAUGGAAUAGAGAUGCCAUGAGUGGCACAUCUGAGAUUCUGAAGCACAACAACAUCCCCACUGAAGAAUGGCAAAUGGGUACCACCAAGAUCUUUAUUCGUCACCCUGAAACGAUUUUUGCAUUAGAAAAUCUGCGUGACAAGUACUGGCACAACAUGGCCACUCGUAUUCAACGUGCUUGGAGAGCCUAUGUCAGAUACAAGAUUGAAUGCGCUAAAAAGAUCCAACGUUUCUGGAGACAAAACAAGUAUAACAUUGGAUACCUUCAGAUGCGUGAAUACGGUCACCAGAUCCUGGGAGGCCAAAAAGAAAGACGUAGAUACUCGCUUGUCAGUAUGAGACGAUUCACUGGAGAUUACAUGGAUAUCAAGACAGGUUCUGGUUUAUCCACCAUGAUUCGAAAUGCCAUCAGUCUCAAAGGCAAUGAAGAUGUGGUGUUCAGUAUGCGCGGUAGCACGUUGGUGCCUAGAGCAAUGCGAUCCAGUGUACCUAGUCCUAGAACAUUUGUCUUGACCAACCAAAGCUUGCAUAUUGUCAUGGCUACCAAGAACGGCAAGGUGCUCAGUAUGGUAGAUGAAAAAGCCAUCAGUUUGAACAUUGUCAGUGGCAUCAGUGUGUCCACACUGCAAGAUGAUUGGGUUGUACUGCAUUUGGAUGGCUCUCCUGAUGGCGAUACUAUCUUAUCCUGUACUUUCAAGACGGAAUUACUGGCUCACAUGUUGCAACAAACUGGUGGCAGAAUCAAGGUGUCUGUGGUUCCUCAGAUUCAAUACAAAAAGAAGGGCAAUAAGGCGGUCACCAUGAAGUUUGUCAAGGAUGAAGCUGCCAAGGGUGAUGGUAUCUACAAGAGCCAUGUCGUCAAGAUUUGUUCUGGCGCUCCUCCCAACAGCCAAUCUGCUCCUCCUUGCGCUAGAAAAGCAGCUCAACCAAGCACCAGAACCACUGCUGCUCCCCGCAAGAAGGCUAAUCCAAUUCGCAGCACGCCUGCUACUGCUGCUGCUUCUGCCACCAACACUCGCCCCAUGUCCAGCAGCAUUGGUCGCUCUGUUCCUCCGCCUCCACCACCUCCAGCCGCCAACAACACGCCUCCCCCUCCUCCACCUGCCCCAGCAACACCUCAAUACAAGGCUAUUUAUCCUUUCGCAUCUCAAGAAGCUGGAGAAAUCGCCUUUGAAAAGGGAGAUUUGUUGGAAAUUGUUGAAAAAGACGAAAACGGCUGGUGGUUGGCUCGCAAAGACGGUAUUGAGGGUUGGGUACCCAGCAACUAUUUGGAGGAAUACGUACCUCCUGUUGUUAGAUCGACUCCUCCACCUCCACCUCCACCUGCCAGAAGAGCUCCUCCCUCUGUGCCUACACCUACAAACAAUACUGCCAGAGUAUCUCCUCCAGUGCAAGCACAAGCACCAGCUGCUUCGUCUAGCGUGCCCGCUUGGAAACAAGAGUUAGAGGCUCGUAAAGCAGGUGCUGUGGCCCCACCUUCUGCUUCUUCCACACCUGUUCCUGCAGCAAGAAGAGCACCACCUGCUCCUGGACCCAAGCCAGUGGUACCUGCAAAACCUAGUAUCGCUGGUAAGCCCAUGAUUCCAUCUAGACCUGGUGUUGGCGGUGCCAGUAUGCCUACACCUGCUCCUCGUGCUCCUCCCCGAGCUUCUAAUGGCACACCUUCUAAUGCUGCUGCUUCGUUAGCUGAUGCUCUUCGUGCUCGUAGACAACAAGCUCCUUCACACCAUGACGAUGAUGAUGAUGAGUGGUAA
Molecule: messenger RNA, 3759 nt
Organism: Mucor velutinosus
Lineage: Eukaryota; Fungi; Mucoromycota; Mucoromycetes; Mucorales; Mucoraceae
Gene: BLM3
Product: Proteasome activator BLM10
Exons: 12
Coding region: 1-3759 (1252 amino acids)
Biological process (GO): endocytosis; vesicle transport along actin filament; actin filament organization
Cellular component (GO): actin cortical patch; actin cytoskeleton; vesicle
Molecular function (GO): actin filament binding; ATP binding; microfilament motor activity
Source: RefSeq, a predicted model, not a curated record